AACAGAUAAACAAAAUGGAGAACAAAACAGAGCAAUCCAUAACCCAGCUCCGGCCAUUCUCCGGCAACCUUGCCAGAAUCUCAGGCACCGACGAGGAAUCCCCCAACAAUCUCAUCAUCUCCGGCUACCGCCUCCGUCGAUACCGCUGCAGCAAGCUGCUUGCCGUCCUCUGCGGUCUCUGCCUCACCACCCUCCUCCUCCUCGGCGUCAUCGCCAUCAUCCUCGCCUUCACCGUCUUUCAAGUCUCAGACCCUAGCCUUACAAUGAACGCUGUCUUCUUCCGCGACAUCCAUUUGUCCGAUGACAGGCCUACGGAGAGGCCUUUAUUGUUGAACGCAACGGUGGUGGCCGAUAUUUCGGUCCGAAAUCCGAAUGCCGCGGCGUUUCAGUUUGGUGAGAGUGUGACGGAGUUUUACAUGAAGGAUAGGGUGGUGGGAUCAGGGCGUGGGGCGGGGCUGAGAGUGGCGGCGAAGAGAAUUGUUAGGAUGAACGUAUCGGCGUUGGUGGUGACAGAACCAGGCGUUUCCGUUUCGGUUUUGGAUGAUCGGAGGAUUGUGAGGAUUAGAAGCAGGACGGAGGUGGAGGGAAAGGUGAGUGUUUUGGGGGUUUUUAAGCGGGCUGUGGGAGUGAAGAUGGUUUGUAAUUUGAGCUUCGACUCGAAUCGGACGGUGGAGGUGGCCGGAUCGAGAGAUUGUGUCUCUGAUAUUAAGUGAGGAAAUAGAUUGCAUUUCAGGUUAAGAUGUAAUGUUUUUUUAUUUAAAAAUAUAGGA
This is a messenger RNA of Dendrobium catenatum, 770 nucleotides long. RefSeq names its product late embryogenesis abundant protein At1g64065-like. The transcript has a single exon. The record is from RefSeq and is a predicted model, not a curated record. The coding region runs from base 15 to 713 and encodes 232 amino acids. NCBI's taxonomy places the organism in Eukaryota, Viridiplantae, Streptophyta, Magnoliopsida, Asparagales, Orchidaceae. Gene Ontology annotation, cellular component: plasma membrane.